AUGUUAAAAAUUUUAAUAGCAAUUUUAGUGGUGAUCUCAUUGUUUUCAAAUGUAAAUGCAAUAGAUAUAGGAGAUUAUCAAAAUGAAGCCCAGUGUGCCAUAGGUUGUGUUAAAAAUGCACCAAAUUAUUCAUAUGAAUGUGCAAACUGGAGUUUCCCAUCAUGUAGAGAUUUAUUAAAAAAAUGUGCAAUAGAAUGCGCAGAAGCUUAUGAAAAUGCCAGAUAA
Molecule: messenger RNA, 225 nt
Organism: Dictyostelium discoideum AX4
Lineage: Eukaryota; Evosea; Eumycetozoa; Dictyosteliales; Dictyosteliaceae
Exons: 1
Coding region: 1-225 (74 amino acids)
Source: RefSeq, a predicted model, not a curated record